AUUUAUUUUAUUUUAUUUAUUUAAUUGGAACCGAGUAAACGCCGUUUCCUUUCCCAGCUUCUUAGAGACACAGAACGCACGUUGUUGAUGAAACUGCUUCUGUCUGUAACCGUUUUCAGAGGAUUGCUUCAUUUGCUUGGUGUUAUUGUUGUUGCUAUUUCGUUACACACUGUUUCCUCCUCUCAGGGAUCUCGUUGUUCAAUAUAAACGGUUUUGUUUUUUGUUGUGUGGAAUGAGGAGGAGGAUUCAGAUUGGUUCCUAAAGCUUGACGAAGUGACAAUUAUCUUUUUCAUUUUUAUUUUUUUUUGGGUUUUUGGGUUUGUUGACUUGUGUUGAACGAUGUUGAAUCGUGGGUCAAAUGUUUCGGCUGAAGGGGUGGUUUGUUCCGGUGAGGAUGAGCUGUAUGUGCAGCAAUGGAAGGCCUGUGCGGGCCCACUGGUCGAUGUUCCUGGUGUUGGCCAGAGAGUCUUCUAUUUCCCUCAAGGACACACCGAGCAAUUAGAGGUGUCAACAAAUCAAGAACUGAAUCAGAGAAUUCCUCUGUUGAAACUUCCCACAAAGAUCCUUUGUCGUGUCGUGAAUGUCCAUUUACUGGCUGAACAAGAAACAGAUGAGGUUUAUGCACAGAUUACUUUGGUUCCAGAAUCUAAUAUUCUAAUGGAACAAAUGUAUCAGCAAGCUGAGCCUACUAGCUCUGAUCCGUGCACUGCUGAACCUCCGAGGGCAACAGUUCAUUCAUUCUGCAAGGUCUUAACGGCUUCAGAUACCAGCACACAUGGUGGCUUCUCUGUUCUCAGGAAACAUGCCACGGAAUGCCUUCCUGCUUUGGACAUGUCUCAACCAACACCAACACAAGAAUUGGUCGCCAAGGAUCUUCAUGGUUAUGAAUGGCGCUUUAAACAUAUAUUUAGAGGUCAGCCACGCAGACACUUACUCACGACUGGAUGGAGUACUUUUGUGACAUCCAAGAGAUUAGUUGCUGGAGAUACCUUUGUGUUUUUGAGAGGGGAAAACGGGGAAUUACGCGUUGGAGUGAGGCGUCUUGCUCGUCAGCCAAGUAGCUUGCCAUCAUCUGUGAUUUCCAGUCAGAGCAUGCACCUAGGAGUGCUUGCAACUGCCUCUCAUGCUGUUUCAACUCAGACUCUUUUUGUAGUAUAUUAUAAGCCAAGGACGAGCCAGUUCAUCAUAAGCGUGAACAGGUACUUGGAGGCUAUCAACAAUAAGUUUAGUGUUGGCAUGAGGUUCAAGAUGAGGUUUGAGGGGGAUGAUUCUACUGAGAACGACAAAAGAUUUUCGGGUACAGUUGUUGGAGUAGAAGAUAUUUCUCCUUAUUGGGUAGAUUCAAAAUGGCGAUCACUUAAGGUUCAAUGGGAUGAAGCUGCAGCUGUUACAAGACCGGAUAGGGUUUCACCAUGGGAGAUAGAACCUUUUGUGGCUUCUGCUUUGACACCCUCAAUUCAACCAACAGUUGUAAAGACUAAAAGGCCUCGUCCCCCCAGUGAAAUUCCAGAUGUUGACACGACAUCGGCUGCUUCUGUUUUCUGGGAUGCGGGGCGUACUGAUAUGAGUAGUAAAAGCAACAGCAACACUAUAUUAAGGAAUACAACAGAAGGAAGUUGGCUAUCUUCUCCAAAUUCUAGUUGUCCUUCUCAUUUGAUUCAGGACACAACAGAUGAUAGCAAGAGUGUCUCGGCUUGGCCUGUUUCAAAUCCUCAGUCAUCCAGAUUGAACAACAAUCCUGUGCUUGUUGACCAAGUUGAUAAGGAGAACAAAAUCGAGACUGCUACGAGUUAUCGAUUGUUUGGAAUCGAGCUUAUUGAUCAUUCCAGGAACUCACCUGCUGUAGAAAAGGCAUCAACACAUGCAGUAAAUGUACCAAGAGUUAUUACAACUGAAGGCUAUGUUAGCGCUGUGUCCAGAAUUGAUGCUGGCCAUAAGUCUGAUGUAUCAAAGGCUUCGAAGGAGAGGAAACAAGAACAGCAGCAAGUACCCCCAAAGGAGACUCAGAACAAGCAAAUUUGUAGCAGAAGUCGCACCAAGGUUCAAAUGCAGGGGGUUGCAGUGGGUCGCGCCGUGGAUUUGACAACGUUGGAUGGGUAUAAUCAACUUAUUGAUGAGUUAGAAGAGCUUUUCGACAUAAAGGGACAGCUUCAAGUCAGAAAUAAGUGGGAAAUUGUCUUCACUGAUGAUGAAGGGGAUAUGAUGCUUGUGGGAGAUGAUCCAUGGCCUGAAUUCUGUAAUAUGGUGAGAAGAAUCUUCAUUUGUUCCAGCCAGGAUGUGAAGAAGAUGAGUUCAGGAAGCAAACUUCCAAUCUCUUCAAUCGAAGAAGGGACUGUAAUUAGCUCAGACACAACUGAAACCUGAAACUUUGACAUUCUUUUCUUGUCCUUUUAUGUUUCUGUUUGUCUGCACCCAACUGUUGAUCCUUUCUUGUUGCUGCUAUUGUUUGUGGGAAGGAAGUUGGUGUGUUUUGGCUAGGUAAGUUUCAUGUUAUUAGAUGUGAAACAACUAGCUAAUUGUAACUUAAUUUUUAGAGACACCAGGCAUUAAUUGUGCUAGAAAAGACUAAAAUAGAUUACUUUAAUAAAUUAGUGGGAGAAGGCAAAUUUAGGCUUAGCGUCUGUGUAUAUUCAUGUUAAGUUGGAAGAAGAAUUGUUUGGAUUUGAUGUUUAAGACUUGCCUUCUUUGGUCAAGGGGCCUAUUUAUGAUUGUAUGCAUAGUGUGCAAUUGUGCCUUC
Molecule: messenger RNA, 2737 nt
Organism: Gastrolobium bilobum
Lineage: Eukaryota; Viridiplantae; Streptophyta; Magnoliopsida; Fabales; Fabaceae
Product: auxin response factor 9-like
Exons: 14
Coding region: 340-2364 (674 amino acids)
Biological process (GO): response to hormone; regulation of DNA-templated transcription
Cellular component (GO): nucleus
Molecular function (GO): DNA binding; protein binding
Source: RefSeq, a predicted model, not a curated record